Molecule: messenger RNA, 1792 nt
Organism: Antrostomus carolinensis (chuck-will's-widow)
Lineage: Eukaryota; Metazoa; Chordata; Aves; Caprimulgiformes; Caprimulgidae
Gene: EZR
Product: ezrin
Exons: 12
Coding region: 16-1743 (575 amino acids)
Cellular component (GO): cytoskeleton
Molecular function (GO): actin binding
Source: RefSeq, a predicted model, not a curated record
GUUCGAGUUGUUACUAUGGAUGCAGAGCUGGAGUUUGCCAUCCAGCCAAACACUACAGGCAAACAGCUGUUUGACCAGGUAGUUAAAACCAUCGGUUUGCGAGAAGUGUGGUACUUUGGUCUUCAGUAUGUGGACAACAAAGGAUUCCAGACUUGGCUAAAGCUUGAUAAAAAGGUUUCUGCUCAAGAAAUCAGAAAGGAGAAUCCCCUUCAGUUCAAAUUCCGUGCCAAGUUCUUCCCAGAGGAUGUGUCUGAAGAGCUGAUCCAGGACAUCACGCAGAAGCUCUUCUUCCUGCAGGUGAAGGAAGGGAUCCUCAGCGAUGAGAUCUACUGUCCUCCUGAAACUGCAGUACUUCUUGGCUCCUAUGCUGUGCAGGCCAAAUUUGGAGAUUACAACAAGGAUGUGCACAAGCCUGGAUAUCUCAAUUCAGAGCGUCUGAUCCCCCAAAGGGUGAUGGACCAACAUAAACUCUCCAGAGAGCAGUGGGAAGAACGAAUCCAGGUGUGGCAUGCUGAACACAGUGGCAUGCUCAAAGAGAAUGCCAUGCUGGAAUACCUGAAGAUUGCUCAAGACCUGGAGAUGUAUGGAAUCAACUACUUUGAAAUCAAGAAUAAGAAAGGAACUGAACUUUGGCUGGGGGUUGAUGCCUUGGGGCUCAACAUCUAUGAAAAGGAUGAUAAACUGACUCCAAAGAUUGGGUUCCCCUGGAGUGAAAUCAGAAACAUCUCUUUCAAUGACAAGAAGUUUGUUAUAAAGCCUAUUGACAAGAAAGCACCAGACUUUGUGUUUUACGCCCCUCGUCUGAGAAUUAACAAGAGGAUCCUGCAGCUCUGCAUGGGCAACCAUGAACUGUAUAUGCGGCGCAGGAAGCCCGACACCAUUGAGGUGCAGCAGAUGAAAGCCCAGGCCCGGGAGGAGAAGCACCAGAAACAGCUGGAAAGGCAACAACUAGAAAAUGAAAAGAAGAAGAGGGAGACAAUUGAGAGGGAGAAAGAGCAAAUGUUGAGGGAGAAGGAGGAGCUGCUGGUGAGGCUACAGGAGUAUGAGGUGAAGACUCAGAAAGCAGAGAAAGAGCUCUCGGAUCAGAUCCAAAGAGCCAUUCAGCUGGAGGAGGAAAGGAGACGAGCCCAGGAGGAAGCAGAACGCUUGGAAGCUGAUCGUUUGGCUGUUCUGCAGGCCAAGGAAGAGCUGGAGAGACAAACUAUGGACCAGAUAAAGAGCCAGGAACAGCUGGCUACAGAGCUUGCGGAGUAUACAGCCAAGAUUGCACUUCUUGAAGAGGCAAGGAGGCGUAAAGAGAGCGAGGUUGAAGAGUGGCAAAUCAGAGCCAAGGAAGCCCAGGAGGAUCUGGUAAAGACAAAGGAGGAGCUACACCUGGUAAUGACUGCUCCACCUCCACCCCCACCGCCUGUCUAUGAGCCAGUGAACUACCAUGUCCACGAUAACCUGCACGAUGAAGGAUCCGAGUACUCUGCCUACAGCGCAGAGUUCUCCAGCGAGGGCAUCAGGAACGACCGCAAUGAGGAGAAGCGCAUUACUGAAGCAGAGAAGAAUGAACGUGUACAGAGGCAGCUGAGGGCACUGACAGACGAGCUGGCCCAGGCUAGAGAUGAAAAUAAGAGGACCCACAAUGACAUUAUCCACUCGGAGAACAUGCGACAGGGACGUGACAAGUACAAGACGCUGCGGCAGAUCCGGCAAGGCAACACUAAGCAGAGAAUUGAUGAGUUUGAGGCGAUGUAAUGAUGCUUCUAACAAGAAGGCAGGACUGUGGGAAAGGCAGAUCUUAAUG